Aspergillus calidoustus is the source of this 1032-nucleotide messenger RNA. NCBI's taxonomy places the organism in Eukaryota, Fungi, Ascomycota, Eurotiomycetes, Eurotiales, Aspergillaceae. The record is from the annotation of a GenBank genome assembly.
AUGGACGGCGCACGCAGCAUAGGCGCGAGGUUGAUCCUCCUAGCCCUCUUCUUUACCACAACCACCUGGGCCCAUUCCUGGGUCGAACAGCUCAUGGUCAUCGCACCAAACGGCAGCUUUGUCGGCGCCCCCGGCUACCCUCGAGGCAACGUCCUCCGCUCCAAUCCCGCAUUCAGCGACACAGCCUUGACCUACUUGGCCGAGGACUACCUGUGCAAGGACACGCAGCGCACACAAACACAAACGGAGGGAAGUCCCCGACUCCAGGCGAGCGCCGGCGCCGCCAUCGCCCUCCGCUUCCAAGAAAACGGGCACGUCACACUCCCAGAGACACAAGCGGGAAAACCACAGAACCGCGGCACCGUCUACGUCUACGGAACAACCUCGCCCAAGGACGAUGAGAAGCUCGCAGAUGUACACAAGGUCUGGAACGAAGCGGGGACAGGCGGCGACGGACGCGGCGUGCUCCUCGCCAAACGAGACUACGACGACGGCCGCUGCUACCAAGUCAACGGCGGCACUCUAUCCCAGCAACGACAGGCCGAAUUCCCGCACGAGGCGGACCAGUACAUGGGCGCUGAUAUCUGGUGUCAGUCGGACAUUGCGAUCCCAGCGAGCACGCCAUCUGGGCAGCCUUACACGAUCUACUGGGUGUGGGAUUGGCCUACGGCGGCCGGUGUAGAUCCGAACUUACCAAACGGCAAACAAGAGGUAUAUACAACGUGCAUGGACGUCGAUGUGGUCGCUGCAUCUGCGGAUCGGUCGCGGUUGGUGGUUGAAUAUGACCACGAGCAGUCGCUGAACCGGGCGUCAAUGCCCGAUCAGUUUGCGGAUAUCUUCAAUUCCAGGCCUGAGGACUCUGAGGACUCCGAGGGUGACACGGCGGAAAGCUCGUCUGUUCCUACUUCCUCAAACCCGGUGACAGCUGCACCGCAGUCGACAGGCGUUCCUCCGGUGGCCACGGUCACGGUGACUUCGUAUGUGACAUCGGUGGUUUGGGUCCGUCCGACUGGUCAUGCUAGGCGGGGUUGA